UUAGGGGCGUAUUAGCUUUUCGGGGCUAGAAUCCACUUCUGGCACCAGGGAUAAUCUCAGUGAGGGGUGGGACCUCGCCUGAGGCUGUGUGCUCAGCUGACAUCUCGGAAGCUGGGUCCCUAACUAGGACUAACUAGAGGGCAUAUCUAGCCUGGGCCCCCAGAAUAGAAAUAGGGGUGUCUCUGGAUUGGGUACCUGUCUCUGGGGUGGAGCUUUUAUUUGGGAAUAGAGACACAGCUGACUCCAAGGAGCGGGGAUCCCCAUUUGAACGUCAGGGUAUUAUUUUAUGUGCUAGAGUACUCAUGAAACCGCGGAUAUUUCUAGGCUGGAGUCUCCACCUAAGAGUAUCCGCUAAGGGCCUGGGACCCAGCCUGUAUUCCUGCCCAGGGCAGAGUUUCAGAGAAUUGGCUGAACUGGAGUUUCCCCUCGGACAGAGAGCAAACUGGAAGGAGGUUUUCGGGAACAGGGUCCCUUCUACGACAAGGAGCGCAGUUGCAAGUGUUGUCCCUGCCCUGUCCUGUCCUGCAUGGGGGCUCAGGGCUCACUGGACAAGGAUCUGCGGACCUCGCCCACAGCAGCCCCGGGACCGUCUCCAGCCAACUAAUCGGUUCGUUUAUGAUUGGUUUGCGUCAGGAGCCCGGUGGUUCCCAGCCAAUUGAAUAACAGAAGAGACGGGCCAGAGGCGGUGUUGGAACCCAGGUUGGAGAAUAGGGGGGGAAUGAUCGACAUGAAGUUGAGCCUAUGGGGUCAGGUCAGGGUGGACCUCGGAUCUAACUUCUUCAAAAAGGUAUGCAGUGGGUGUUUGGCCGGUUGCUAAGGAGAGGUUGGCGGCUACCGGGACCUGAGAGUGAUUGGUAAACGUAAGAAAAGAUGUAGCCAAUGAAAGGAGUGCUGCAAGACUUAGGGGCCAAUCAGUAAAGGGGAGUAACCUGGGAUGUACCAAUAUGUUAAUUAGGAAGGGGGAGUCUUUGAAGAAAAUAUAGACAAGAGGCUGACAAGCUGAACCUUGGAAGGGGAAGACGUUGGAAAUAUAGCUUCUAUUAGCUCCUAAGAGUUAGGCCAUGAGAAAAUUGGUUCAAUCUUCUAGCCUUGAUGGGGUUGUGAUAGGAAAUUUCCCCUGUAGGUGCUUUGCAUGGUGCGCUCCGCUUGAUCACGUGAGCCGUUUCCAAGAUGGCGGCAGGGGUGGCCGGGUGGGGGGUUGAGGCAGAGGAGUUCGAAGAUGCCCCUGAUGUGGAGCCGCUGGAGCCCACGCUUAGCAACAUUAUCGAGCAGCGCAGCCUUAAGUGGAUCUUCGUCGGGGGCAAGGGUGGUGUUGGAAAGACCACCUGCAGCUGCAGCUUAGCAGUCCAGCUAUCCAAGGGGCGGGAGAGUGUUCUGAUCAUCUCCACUGACCCAGCCCACAAUAUCUCCGAUGCAUUUGACCAGAAGUUCUCCAAGGUGCCUACCAAGGUCAAAGGCUAUGACAACCUCUUCGCCAUGGAGAUUGACCCCAGCCUGGGUGUGGCGGAGCUGCCGGACGAGUUCUUUGAGGAGGACAACAUGCUGAGCAUGGGCAAGAAGAUGAUGCAGGAAGCCAUGAGCGCCUUCCCAGGCAUCGAUGAGGCCAUGAGCUAUGCAGAGGUCAUGAGGCUGGUGAAGGGCAUGAACUUCUCGGUGGUGGUGUUCGACACAGCGCCCACAGGCCACACGCUAAGACUGCUCAACUUCCCCACCAUCGUCGAGCGGGGACUAGGCCGCCUCAUGCAGAUCAAGAACCAGAUCAGCCCCUUCAUCUCACAGAUGUGCAACAUGCUGGGCCUCGGGGACAUGAACGCAGACCAGCUGGCCUCCAAGCUGGAGGAGACGCUGCCUGUCAUCCGCUCCGUCAGUGAGCAGUUCAAGGACCCUGAGCAAACCACCUUCAUCUGUGUGUGCAUUGCUGAGUUCCUGUCCCUGUAUGAAACGGAGCGGCUGAUCCAGGAGCUGGCCAAGUGCAAGAUCGACACGCACAACAUCAUUGUCAACCAACUCGUCUUCCCUGAUCCCGAGAAGCCCUGCAAGAUGUGUGAGGCCCGCCACAAGAUCCAGGCCAAGUACCUGGACCAGCCCACCUUCUGUUCCUCGCCCCAACCCCCUGCCCUUCACCCACUGCUUCAGACCUUCUGAUUCUGGCCUUCAUAGACUGGCUGGCCUGGCCUAGAUACCUCUCACCCUGGGGAGUGGGAGGUCCAGCCCAGUGGUCUCUGACCUCACUGGCGCCACUCCCACCUAUGUCCCUGUGAAGCCCUUGCUCAUAUUCUCUCCCUGACUCUGGGAGACCCUUAGCCUGACCCUUUAAGUUGAUCACAUUCUGUCCCUGCCCUGUGGCCCUGCUGCCUUCUGCCCUCUACCCCUGCCGCAGAUGGAGGACCUAUAUGAAGACUUCCACAUUGUGAAGCUGCCACUGCUGCCCCAUGAGGUUCGGGGGGCGGACAAGGUCAACACCUUCUCUGCUCUUCUCCUGGAGCCCUACAA
Molecule: messenger RNA, 2493 nt
Organism: Aethalodelphis obliquidens (Pacific white-sided dolphin)
Lineage: Eukaryota; Metazoa; Chordata; Mammalia; Artiodactyla; Delphinidae
Gene: GET3
Product: guided entry of tail-anchored proteins factor 3, ATPase
Exons: 7
Coding region: 1171-2145 (324 amino acids)
Biological process (GO): tail-anchored membrane protein insertion into ER membrane
Cellular component (GO): GET complex
Molecular function (GO): ATP hydrolysis activity; ATP binding
Source: RefSeq, a predicted model, not a curated record